Harpegnathos saltator (Jerdon's jumping ant) is the source of this 624-nucleotide messenger RNA. RefSeq lists its product as uncharacterized. The transcript has 4 exons. The record is from RefSeq and is a predicted model, not a curated record. NCBI's taxonomy places the organism in Eukaryota, Metazoa, Arthropoda, Insecta, Hymenoptera, Formicidae. The coding region runs from base 212 to 586 and encodes 124 amino acids.
UAAAACCACUGUUUCUCAGAAAGUAGCAAAAAUGCGAGCCAAUAAAGCUGCAACAGGUAAUAUUGGUGGGCCUACUCCGAAAUUAACUGAAAGAGAACAGAAAAUUUUAGGAAUUAUGGGAUUUGAUUACAUUGAAGGAGUACAAUGUCCAGAUGCUUUCCCAGAAGAACAGGUACAACAACAAAAAUAACAUCUAUUUCAGCCAGAAGCAAUGGAAUUGCUAAGUCAAGGGCAGGAAGAAAUCUUAGAGGCUGUUUCCGUCCCAUUUACAAUACGAUAUACCACAAAUGAAAAUAAUAUGAUCAGUUUUACAGAGAGAGAAGAAAGGGAGAUAACUAUGCUUGAAACAUCUUCGCAAAUAGUGCAUUUAGAUCAAAGAGCAUUAAGAGAAUCAAGAGAAUCACCGAUGUUCAACCAUGAGCAAUUACAGACAGAAGAUAUACAGGAAGAAACGCAGGUAACAGAGUUACAUGCAUCAAGUUCACAGACUGCAAACAGAGUAGAGAAAUCUACUACAGCAAGAAGCGGGGCCAUAAAAGCAAGAUUAUGCAGUUGCAAAAUACAAGAGAUGAGUUUAUCUUAUUAGCCGAACGCCAAAUUGCGUGUAUAGAGGUAAGAUCUAUA